Molecule: messenger RNA, 2813 nt
Organism: Cimex lectularius (bed bug)
Lineage: Eukaryota; Metazoa; Arthropoda; Insecta; Hemiptera; Cimicidae
Gene: Rip11
Product: rab11 family-interacting protein 1
Exons: 10
Coding region: 223-1383 (386 amino acids)
Biological process (GO): regulated exocytosis
Cellular component (GO): intracellular membrane-bounded organelle
Molecular function (GO): small GTPase binding
Source: RefSeq, a predicted model, not a curated record
CUCCUCUUCUGUUAGGUGUUACCUUUCAGAUGGUACUUGCAGUACCGUAUCUUCUACUUUGUUGACGGAAGUGAUCUGUGAAAGUCAACUUUUCUAUUUGUUUGAAAAGGAUUUCGACUGUUUUUAUCAAAAGACAACGCGAUAGCCGUCCUCGCGUAGAUUGACAGCGGUUUAGCGUUUGUUGUCGGCUUAAUUUUCCUUUGACUUUUGACACGCUUAGUUAUGUGGAGCCCGACACACGUCCAAGUCACUGUUCAAAAGGCCCGGGGGUUGAUUCACAAAGGAAAAAACGGUACUAACGAUGCUUUUGUUACAAUUGCCCUGGGUAAAGAAAAAUUUCAAACUUCCAUUAAAGAAAAGAUUGCCGACACUGUUGAAUGGCAUGAAAAAUGUGAAUUAGUGAUACCCAAACAGGGUAACAGGGCAGAAAUUGUCCUCACAGCGCUACAUCACAAUAGAAUGGCAGUUGAUGAAUUUCUCGGCCGAGUCAGCAUUCCCCUUGUUGACAUGGAUAUUUAUGAUAGACCUAAAAAUGUGUGGUAUAAAUUGAAAGACAAGCCAGGUAAAGAAAAGAACAAAGAACGAGGUGAACUAGAAGUAAAAAUUGCUUUUAUAGUAAAAGCAGGGAGCUUGUCAGACCUCUCUAAAAAAGGAAAGCAUAAAUCGUCACUUGGGCAACUGUCACAAGCUGCACAAUCCUUUGGUGGAAGUUUGAUUAGCAUAAGUAGUCUGGACAAGCGUAAAGGCCUUCGGAACCUGGCAACAAAAAUAGGAAACAAGAUAACUAAGUCAAAUUUUAAAAAGAAAGAUGAGCUCUCAAACAUAAAUAACGAUUUGUCUUCCCAGUCUACAGGAGAACCAGACCCAGGAGUUAUUAGUGAAAUUGAAAGUGAAGAUGACUUCAUGCUUGAUGAGUUAUCCCAAAAGAGUUCAGGUACAUCACUGAAUAUCUCCUCAAAAACGAGGUCUGUAGAAAAUAUGUCGACAAACCAUGACUUCCUUCCGCCAGCAAAACCACCAAGAUUUGUUACUUCAACACUUACAUCAUCGGUAGAAGAGAAAAAAGGUGAAGAGCAACAUUUAAAUAAAAGAGAUAUUAAUGUGGGAAAAGAUACCUACAAUAUGGAAAGGAUCAUCAUUGGGAGAGAAAUGACUCGUACCUCCUCUCCUAUCAACACUAUUCCAGCUGAUGUUUUAAAGCAAUAUGCAGGAAAAAGUCGAGAAGACUUGAUUCAAAUUAUACAUGAUCUUCAGACAAAAUUAUCUAAAGAAAUGAAAAGGCAAAAAGAUUUAGAAGACUACCUGGACCAACUUCUCCUGAAAGUAAUGGAAACAUCUCCCAGAAUUCUUCAAAACCCUUAUAUGAAAAAGGGCAAAGUAUAGCAUCAUGUUUCCAUUUAUAAUUAUAUUAGACUUUUUAAAAUUAACAAAUAAGCAUAAAAGUGUUGUAUGCAAUAUACCUCUCGUAGUAGGUUUAACAUUCUAAAAACGUCCACAUCAAGUGUCAAUUAAAUUGCAAAUAGAAAUAUCAACAUAUUUUUAAAACAUACAUAUAAAUAUCAACAUUUUUAUUUUUAUUAAUCUACAAACGCCAAUUUGGACAAAUUAAUUUACAAUAAGAUAUACAAGCUUUAUUUGUAUUAUCAAUUGUUAUACUUUUUAUUUAAUUUUUUUUUAAUUAUUAAGAGCAUAUAUACAAGCAAAGUGCUUUUGUGAAAAAAAAUUGUAAAUAUGUCCAAAGUGGGAGAUAAUAUGAUAAGAAAAACGAGAACCUAUUUAAUAGGUUGAUUGAUUAUAAUAGCAAGUGCAAACCAAAAUUCACAGGGUACAGGUGACAAAUAAUUACUAUGUAGUUACAUGAUGUAUGCUACUAAGUCAUUAUAAUCUUUUUUUAAGAAAAUCAUAGUUAUACAAUUAUAGUUUUCAAAUUUGCCCAAGUUGCAACAGUAAUUAAUAGUUUUAUGACAUAUGUUAGAUACACAUGGAAUUAGGAUAUUAUUAGGACUUAUUUAUUUAUUUAUUAUAAAUAUUUAUGGAAUGUUAUAACUUGUAAUCGUGCCUCUUUUAUUUAAGGGGCCAUGUUACCAAUUGGAAAAAUUAAAAAUGAUAACUGUAAUACUAAUAAUUCUGAAAAUGACACAUGUUUUUUCGCUUGUUCAGAAUGUAAUAUUGAAUAAAUAAAUUAUUUUGGUUAAUGUUGAAAUAACGAACUAUUUUUGAAAGUUAUUAAAAGUUGAAUUAAAUAAAGAUAUAUCGAUUUGUAAUUUAAGAUAUUAAUAGUUAAAUUACUUACAUUUAAUAUAAAUAUAUUUUUUCAAAAGUAUAAUUUAUGUUGUUAUAUCCAUUAGAUUUUUGGCAAUGCAAAAUGAUAUAAAAAUUAAAAUUUGUUUUGUGAAAUGUCAUGCUUCCAUGGAACUGUGAUUGGUUAAUAGUCGUAGUUAACUAUUUUUCUAUUCUACCUGUGAUACAAAUUACAGACCAUUUAAUUUUUAAACAAAUUCCACCCAUUUAUAAGUGAGUAGAAUCAUUUAAGCCAUUUUUUCCCAUUUUGUAUAACUACUUAUUCUUGAAACAACAAAUUUUCUUUCUGUAUAACAAUCUAUUGCAUAAGGACAUACUUGCUCUGUGAUUCUUAGCCGUCAUGUUUAUGCAACUUUCUUUUGUUAUAAGAAUAAAAAUUGUUACUUUUGUUAAAUUAUUUGUGGUAUCAUUUUGUAAUUGCAGUAAACACAGUAUAUUCUAGCUUGACAGUUUUAAACAAACUAGGUUAAUACACACUAUAUUGUAUAAAUAUAUACAUAGUGCAAUUUUAA